AUGCUGUGGUUAGCAUUUGCCGCGUUGAUUGCCUAUCUUUUAUGGAAGUUUGUAUUGAAAUGAGUUCUAUUUGAGAACAUUUCGAUUCCUUCAGAUAUUCAGUAGUUAUCAUCAGCAAGGUGCUUUCCGUGCUCGCGAAAUGCAAAAUCCGCGUCGGGAGUGUUGGUUUCCUCAGAAUCCGCGACGUCAACGUCCGAUUGCCCCAGGGGCUUUCCGUUCACGUCGACAUUUGCUCUCUUCAAAUCGACUCUAAUCAUCCUAGGUAACUUUAUUAUCCAGAAACCUUCGAAAAUGUUGCAGUCGUCUGUUCGUUCUUCGAUGUGGAGACGUCAGGAUAGAAGGAGAGUCUCGGAUUUUGACUAGGAGAGAAAGCGAAGGAAAAGCCGCGACGUCUUCAGAAAAAGCGGCGUCUCUGGCCGGCUGGGGCCGUCUGACACUCCUGGCUCAGGCAUUUUCUGUAUAUCGCGUCUCUGUCAGAUGGGAAUUUGCAGUACGGCGGCCUCUUCGUCAACAGAGUUCAUCUUGUUCUUCUUGAAGUCGUCCCAGAAUGCAUGGUUCAUGUGACAGUCGACGAGCUGUCAGUGGAAACUUUUCGCAGUCGUGAAGGGUGAGUGGAGCUUUUUUAAAAUAAGGAAUGAAAAAAUGCGCUAAGAAGGUUUUGGUUGGUACUCGAUUAUACGUAUUCAAAACAUAUUUCCGUUUUUUUGGAGCCAAGUGGUAAGAAAACUUUUUUGAGGGUUUAUCAAUUUUCGAGUAAGCUCGAGUUUCAAAAAAUUCGGUAUGCACAGCCUAUUUAAAAUAGUUUCCUCAGUUGUUUUUUUAAACUGAAAAAAAUCUCGGAAUGAUGCAAAAAAACUGUUGAUUUUAUUUUUAAUAACUUUUUUUAAUAAGUUUUUGGAGCCAACUGUUUUUUUAUUUUGAUAAAAUCAACAGUUUUUUUGCGUUUUUUUGAAAAAUCCCACAAAGCAUUGUUCAAAAACUAUAUCAACUUCUGGCACAAUAUCAGUGUCCUUAAAUUAACCAAACUCAACAAAAAUGUGAAAAAAACAGCUAGAAUCGAGAAUCCUCAGAUGGCAACUGGAAACGAACUGCCGAUUGAUACAAGGCAAAAUGUUGCGAAGGAGCGGCCCCAGCGGACGUCUUCUGGCCGAGUUUUCCUUUCCCCUGCAGCUCUCGGUGGACAUCGUCGCCUCGCGUUUCAACAAGAUCGUUCUGAGAGUCGCCGACCCGUGCAUCUCCUUCUCAAAUGGUAAUGAACCGGUGAAAAACCGAUGCUCAGCUGUUUUUCCAGGCAUUUUCGACAUUUUCCAAGAGUUCCGCGAGCGGAGAACUCUGGCUGCUGCGAUGAAGACGGAGGAAAGCGCGGGUGUAUCGGAAGAACCGCCGUCGGAGCCUCUUCUGAAGAUCGACUGGCAAUUGCAACUGUCGGUCGAAAUCCAAGGGGUCACCGUGAAGUACACAGGCGAUUACCAGGAGGAGAGGUAAUAUUUUUCUCGUUUUUGCUGAAAUCUUGUGCGCGCGUUCAAAGUAAUUUCCGCGAAAUGCAAAAAUAUCUCUGACCCUCCAAAAUUUAAUUGUCUUUCUCUUUCAGUCGUUACGCAACUUUGAGCAUAAGAGAAGUCUCCGUCGGAAGGUUUGACGACAACUUUCAGGUUAAUCGUUGAAUGCAACCGACUUGACAAAAUGCUUAAUUGCAGCUUAAACUAUCAGGUUUCGCCCUUGUUGAUCAACUCCAAAAAAGCGCCGUCCGCACUAGUUUUCUGGAGAUUUCGAUAAGUGUGAGUGCAGAGGGGAAAUUGAGUUCAUUAUUAAUUUUAUAUCCAUCAUUCAACGCUUCUUUCGCUUUUUGAGUUGUAGAUGAGAUCAAGCAUAAGUCUUCAGGAAGCAAAGGAGACGGAAAUAGUCGAGAUCAGCCUUUUCUCGGACAGCAUGCAAACGAUGUUGUCACUUCACGAUGCCAUGUGGUGGCGAAACCACGCCGACUUUCUGAUCCAGAACUUCUCGUCGCACUCCGAGAAGUCGGUACGGAAACAUCUCCCGGGGCAUCUCAAGAUACUGCUUUUCAGAAAUCAGAACGGCUCGAGCCGCAGCGUGACCUGCCGAAAAUUGUCUGCCAGGUACAACUCGCCGCUGUCUCCUGCGAUUUUCAAGACUUUGAAAAUAUCCAGUCUACGCUUUGCGUCGACUUUUUGAGUCUUGUCAAGGUUUUUCAUUUUUUCUCCUGUAUGCAAAAAUUGAAACCUUCUUUAGCAAUUUGCUUUUUUAUUUUCCUCUGACUUGGCCGCUGAGGAAAAAAUAAUACGCAAAUUUUCUAGACUGUUCUAAACUAUGAUCACGGCCUUUUCGUUGAAGCAAGACAAUGCGGAGCCAAAACUCCGCUGUUCUCUCGUGAUGUCAUCGGAAAAAAGUCUAAAAACAGAGGAUAUUAAAGGCACAUGUCUAAUGGGUCCUGAGACGAAUCUACUUUUCAUUUUAAAAAACGCAUUUUUUGAAGCACAUGUCAUGUUCAAAGUGAUCCCGCGAAAUUAAAAAUAGCCGCCGGAAAGUGAAAAAUAUAACUGAACUUCGGAAAUUCAGAGAUUUUUUUGAAUUUCGCGAAAAUUAUUUUGAACACGGCAUGUGUGAGAGCGUCGUGGUGUGUGCACACUUUACGGAAAAAAUAUGGGCGGGGCGAAAAAAAGCCGUGUGAUAAGUGGAUUAUCAAUGAGAGAUUGUUCUCAGAGAGAAGAUUGCUGGGAGGUCGGCGUCGAGGCUCUCAGCUUCUGCUCGGCAUCCGCCUCUGAUGAGAAUCCAUUCCCUAAACCGAACUUCGAACAACAUUACUGGGGCCAAUCGGUAUAAAAUCAACAACAAAAGAGAUCUCGAAGGAUUUUUUCCAGGUCUUCAUCGGUGCUGCCUUGGUGGAGAUCGACGAAACCAAUGAGGUACCACAGGUGACGAUCGGCAUCGAUGACGUCAAAGUUGAAUGGAGCGAGCAGUUGAGCAAACAGGCGAGUUUCUGGAAAGCCAAGCUUCAUGACCAGCAAAUCUAGAUAAAUGACGUGGUAUCCAUUGCCAAGAGCGGCUCGCCCAAAAAAGAGAAGAAAAAAGAGAGGUCUCCGAUCGCCCUACGCGUCACAACCAACAGGUGACGAGAUAGUGUUCUCAUUUACAUGAGGAUUUUUCAGAGCCGUGGUCAUAGCUGUGGCACACGAAACCUCUUUCCUUGCCUUACUUGCGGAAAAACUCGUCGUGGAGUCCGUCAACGUCAAUUCGGGCAUCAGUACUCUUGUGCAAGGAUUCCGAGCUCUGGUCAGUGAAUAUUCACAGAGCAGGCCCGAAAUUUGAAGAACCUAGAAAACGUUAUCCAAAUCUUUCUCAUAGACCUUGUUCGCUACUAAUCGAGACUCUUUUUUGGAGCAAUUUUCGUUUUGUCCGAUCACCACGUCAUUAGAAUUCACCCAAAAGAGAAGUAAAAUUGGCCUGUUCAUUUCUGUAGGGGAAAUAGACGACUCAGGUGAAGUCGGAGGGUGAUUGUUGGCCGCUAAAAGGGAGAGGCUCAAAAAAGGCCUUAGAAAAGUCCCAAAAAGAGUCCCUUAAUGGAGCUUUUCAUUUUUUCUGGCAUUUUAGACGACCAAGAAAUGGUAGAAAAAGGCAGCAAAAAUGGUGCACAAGGGCCGAGAAAAUGGCUCAAAAAGACAGUAAAAAGGAUCCUUAUGGGAGUUUUCAGGUUUGUGCGUCGAGAGAAGACGUCGUGGACGUGAAUGGCUUCCGAACGGUGACCAGAGAAGACAUCGUGGCGCCACAGCCACGAGAAGUGUCGCCCUCCCGCCGUUGGAAUCAGUCGGAACGCGAUCGGCAAGUCUUUUCUGUCCGCUACCAAACAAGGAUUGAAUUUAAGGUCCUAUACCGAAAAAAGAGAAGAUCAGACCGAGAAACUGGAGAAGACUAUACGGCUGGUUCGUUUUCUAUAGACGCGAGUCAGUUUUUCCGAAUUUUUAGUGUUCCACAAUCGAUGAGUUCCGCUUCGCACUCAACUACCGAUCUCCAGUUAUCACGGAGCUUCGUUUCUUUUUUAGCUGCCACGUCUUCAUUUCCUGGUCCCCAAUCCUUCAUCUGAUCCUCCUUCAUGCCCGCAAAGUCACUCAGCAGUUUUCCUCCUGAGCAUUAUCAAAAUAUUAAGAGAAAACUUCAGAGCGUUUCCCUCAGCUUCUCCAGAUGGAUCAGCGAAAAGAAAAGUUCCUCGCAAAUCGCACUUUUACUUGUGCGCGAAUGGGCCCGUUGAAGUCGAGAUGCAGCUGGCGAGAAGCCAUCGGUUUGAUCGAAUCUUGGCCUUUUUUCGAGCUUUUUCUUUGAGGAUCCUGUGGCAGGGCGAUUCUCUCAACUUCCAACUGAUCGAAGGACAACUCACAACUUCGACCAACCAACUUAAAGUUGUUCUGAACUCACUUUGUAUCAUAACUGCGGUGGUAAAAACCAAAUAUCCUAAAAAGAUUCAAAAAAAGGGUUCAGAAUGUGAUGAUCUGCAGCCGACCUUCGGACGAAGCAAUGACCGCCUCCAGAAUAGCCUUCGCGUCACUCGAUUCUGAAGUCAACAAGGUGUUUUUUAAAGCAUAGGCUUUAAAAUUGAACCCAUUAUGUAGGUAUGGACGUGGGCGGCUGAAAAGCUCCACUAUCGUCUUCCUUUUGAGUUCAACUUUGCUCAAGUUUUUGAUGAGGUUUUCCUUUAAAAGUCCACUUAGAGAAUAUUUUUCAGUUUGUGAAUAUUUUCAAAUGGAUCAAACUGGUGCAUGAGGUGAAAAAGAAACCGUUCACGGCAGAAUCUCCUCUUCCAAGUGACAUUCGCAUCGAGUUCAAGGUGUUUCUCCACACUUUUGAUCCACGAUCGGACUGAUAAUGUCUCAUUAGGAAGUGAUACUCGAAUUGGAAGACGACGACUUUGAAACGAGGCUGCAGCAGAGCCAUGAACUCAAGCAAGACGAGGUCAAACUCUACGUGAUUCUCAGAGUUUACCUGUGGUUCCAGGUUUACGAAUGCGAGCGCCGAAGCCAAAUUCUUCAAGAACGACUGAUCGCCUUGAAAAAAACAGUUCCGCUUAUUUCCAGUAAGUAAUCUCUCACUUGGGAUGUUAAUUCAUUGGCACCUGGAGGGUUCUCUCUAGGGACCACUAAAGCUUGCAAAAAUGGUCCCUCUAGGGGUUUUAGUUAGUGGCCCCUAUAGGGAACAAGCUGAUCGAUAAUUUUUGUGUACUCAAUGGAAAGAAGCGAAAAAUUAAAUAAAUAAGCGUUUUUUCAAUGAAAUUGAAAGACCCCUAUAGGGGCCACUCAAGCUUCAGAGGCUAAGGGUCAGACCCUAAACCCCUAAAGGGACUUCCUUGAUUAUACCCCAUAUAGGAAUCACUUUUUCGGCCUCUAUAGAGCUAUUCUUCCCCCUAAACCCUAUAGGAACCACUCUGGAAUUCCUAAGGAGUAUAACCGAGGUCCUAUCCUGAUAUUAGUGAUAAUCAGUGGACUGGUUUCAGAGACAUGUCCGCCCUUGUGAUUACUAGGGAUUAUGAAGCCCAGGUUCACAACCUGUUGCGCUACACCCCCAUAGGAUAAUCGAAUAUUAGAAUAAAUUCUCCUUCCCAACGGAGUCGUUCAGAGGAGACUAUCGAUGAGAUUAUGGCGAGUCUGCUGCAGAAGAACAGCGAAAUCUACAUCCAACGGUGGAACCGGACAGAACUGGAUCAGAGGUUCGUUUUGUCCCCACUUUUUCUACGUCUGUUCCAGACCCUUGUUCAUUUCGAAGUGGACUGGCUGGAGCAUGAGAGCUUUUGCGGAUAAAUCGCUCCACGGCACUGAUAGAUGCGUCGAACUCAUGAAAAUUUUCGAUCCUCUUAGGUAUUCGCCUUCUUGAACCCUUUUUCGAAGGACUUUCAGUGAAUUCCCCGAAGAUGGACUCCAGUUUUCGACCUUGUGGGCUCGCGCCGUAGAGUUCGACCUCGAUGAGUGGACCAUCAAUUUCAAGGUGCCGCGAGGGCUUUCAAUAAUCCUCCACAGUUCUUUCAGGACUACUCGAUGAAGUAUCUUGACGCGAAAGAUUUGCAUUUCUUCGGGACUCUGGUGGGCGCCGAGACGUUCCAAGGUCUGUGUCUGACUUCCUUAAAAAUGGUUUUAUCGCACUUGUAUUAACAAAUACCUCAGGUAAAAGGCUCAAAAAACUCAGGUAACAGGUAGUUAAGAAGCUUCUGCUUCCGGUUCCUCGGAAGGCGUUUGGAAACUGUCCAGCAAGGGGUCAAAAUUCUUCCAUAUACCUUUCCAAAACUUCUACUUACCUUCGAGUGCUGGAAGGUUUCUGGCAGGCAUUUUCACUUUAUUACCUUUCAAAGACCAUCCAAUAACCUUCUGAACACCUUACCAAAGCCUUCUCUAGGACUUCUAGAGUUCUUUGACUUUUCAACCACCUGCUGGUUACCUUCCGAACACCUUCCCAGGAAUCGCCUGAGUAUAGUCCGUUUUCCGCGAUUUGAAAGAGCGGGACUUCUCUGCGCCCUCUUCGUCUCUCGACGACCCUCUGUUUUUGACGCGCUAUUUUUGCGUUUCUGUGACCUCGCCGGCGAGGGAACAGAGAGACGCAGACACGGGAAAACUGUCGUGGCGAACGGACUCAGUGAAAUAUAGUCUGUUCAGAUUUUGAAUGUCAAGUUCUCGCUCAAGCUCCGCCUCCUAAUGAAAAAAAAACCAAUCAGAGAGCGAGCCAUGCGCAGAGCUUUUCGAAUGACGUCAUUCUACUUGACAUUCAAAAACUGAACGGACUAUAUUUUUGUACCUCGAUUACUUUUUUGAAAGUUUGAUAUGAGUACCACAAUCCAAAAAUCUUUGAAAAUCAGAGCAAGAGAGAACGAUGGAACAAACAAAAGAACCGUUGGAAGCGAAGGUUGAACGAAUUUCAGAAGGCGGCCGUUCUUUGCGCGAAUCGUCCAUUCCAGUGCCUUCUCCGUGGUCAACCCACGUCAUCCAACGGAACAUGUCCCCUCUGAAGUUCUACUACGACCUCCAGUGCGGUGAGACCUGGAUCGAAUGUAGGAGAGAUUAAGGCGUUUCUCAGCGAGUACGGAGUUCACUGCGACCUACGGACCUUGUUGGGAGCCAUGUCUGUCGAUGAUCUCCCUCAACUGGAACAACAUCUCGGCUCCGUCCAAAGAUCCGUCUCCUCCUCUACCUUUCUGGGAUAAAAUGCGACUGCUCCUCCAUGGACGACUACUCUGGUCCAGUGAAAAGGUACAUUUUCAAGUAGACAUGGUUUCCAUUAAUUACUAGGAUGCUUGUUUUCGUAUAUAGCUUAUAUAGCAGAAGUAUAAAAAACGGAUAAAAAAACUUCAACGUCUUUUAUUGAACCUUGAAAGUUAGCGCUGUUCUGUGAGGGGCAACCUUAGGAGCCCUUGAAGGGUCCCUUCUAGGGACCUCUGAAACUUGCGAAAGUGGUCUUUAUAGGGGACGUGCUAAUCAAUAAUUUUCAUCAACUCUAAGCCAAGAAGAAUUGACAUGCAAAAAACUAAGAAAAAAACCCUCUUCGAAUAAAAUUGAACGACCCCUUAAGGACCACUUAAGCUUUAGAGACCCUAAAUCCCUAUAGGGGCCACUUUUUCGGCCACUAAACCCUUAUAGGGACAACUCUAAAAUUCCUAAUCCUGGCAUCAGAUGGUGACGACGAUGCUUGCUUCUACGGAUCCAUACAACGAAACAGAAACGGUCGAAUGGUGUUGGGACGACUUCGGGCUGGACUGGGCUUUGGGAGAAGUUCGGGUCAAGUCUGGUCUACGGGUCUUCAUGAGGACUGCUUCGCGCUACGACGAUUCCCGAGUUUUGAUGCUGCCCGAUGUUCGGCUCAAGAUCUUACUAGGUGUGGGAGAAUAUAAUUGUGUUUCUUAGUGUGGGAUUCAGGUUGGGUUUGUGCUGGAGAUCCGAAUGACCACCAUUCCGUUGUAUACUGCUCUCCUCAACGACUACCUCAUUAUUCCUCCGUGAGGCAAACGUGACCUAAAACAUCAUUUUCCGAAUGUCCCAGGUGGAUCAACACGACUCCUUCCGCUCGUUUCGUUCUUCUAGCGUCAACGUCACCUUCAACUUUGAAGUGUCCCCUGGAAGUUGCACUUCUGCGGAGAAAAUGCCCAACGUCCUUCUCUAUGCCAACACCUUCAGGUGUAUCGAACAAUUAUUGGUAGAUCUCCGAGUUGAUUUGGAACAGCUCUUAUAUCAUUUGCAGAAAACUUUGACGAUGAAAAAUCGAAACGUUCGCAGAGGAAGAGUUUUUGGCAACUGGGCACUUCUGAAGCCGCAACUGAGCAAGCAUUUCGGGUAAAUUUUUUUUUUCGAAUUUUUUCCAGUUGCAAAAUUUUUUUGGCUUUGAGUAUUGAGAAAUAAGUACAAUCAAAAUGGAGUUUUCAAAGAAAUUCAACUUUUUUUUUUAGUUUUUCAAACAAUUUUAUAGUCGAUUCAUGGAUAGCUUGGGACUCCAAAGGGGCGUGGCCUGUCUGCCUCUCCACCAGCCAGGCACUAUCUCUUUUUUUUUCGUGUCAGGACCCUUUUUUUUAGCCGUGAAUCAGCUGUACUUAGCUUUCAUAUGGGGGCUUUCUUGAAUCUAGACUUUCUCAAAUGCUUGUUUAAAAAUCCUCGAUCAUCGUAUUAAAGGUCAUGCAAAACUUCUGCGCCUUUAAGUAUCCACCGAAUGGAUUUUGUACAAAAACAAAAAGUUUCAGGUGCAUUUUUUGCAGUUCAAAGUUUUCAGAAAAAUGCAAGUCUCCGUCACACUUCCAAAGUUCUUUGUGACUUACUGGAUGUCGCACUCCUCGGCCUUCGGAUUCCGUGUCUUCUCCGACGGACUUCAGAUGACGGCUUCGUUCCGUCAGUCAGUACAGCACUCGUCAUUGAAUCGUGUAGGCUGGCUUUUUCUCCACGACGAACAAAACUCUGACCUCCAGGAGAUGAACGUCCGUCGGCGGAAGGUCUAUUCCUGGGAGGUGCAGCACAUGACCUGCACCCUCUGGGCCACGCAAGUCCACGUCUACGGAACCACGUCGGCGCCGCCUCCAGACGGUGUUCCUAUCGACGAGACCUUUCUCCUGGGCUUCAGUCGAGUUCAGUACGCAAGAGAGACCUACCCCGGCAAGGAGAAGGAGACGCCCGUCCACAAGCUCACCGCCUACGACCUCAAAGUUUCCAACAAAAAAUUCAUUCAUGAGAAAAAUCAUCAGAUGUCGUGGACUGCCGAGAACCGCAAUUCUUGCUUGACUAUUGCCGACGGCGUUCAUCGAGCCCACAUGUUAAGGAGGAUUCUGAGUAACGACGCCGUGAAAAUUCUCAACGUUGGUCUUUUAUGCUGCUUUUUUCUGCAGAUCGAGCUUUUCAGGUGCAUCUGGAAGAGGAGGAGGCGUCGAGAAGAGAGAAAAAGGUGGCUGAAUUGAAUCGGGAACGCGAGGAAGCCAACAAAGUUUGAUGGUCGUGUUGAUCGUAGUUAAUAUUCUGAAUGGAAGGCACAUCGUCGAGGCUACAGCAUGAGCGACGCCAACCAAUGGAUGCUGACGCAACUCAUCGAGGAGGCCGGCACCAAACUCGUCGCUCACUGUGAACAGGUCCUUGCAAAGAGAAUAUUGUUGAGGAAGUCGGAAAUUUAUCUGUUUUGGCGAACCACUGCUCAGCUAUGUGAAGAGUUCUGUUUCCAAUAAGGAGGACCAGUUUUACCUGAGAAAGCAUAAGUUCGGAUUUCAGUCGUUUCGGUACUGUAUUUUUUCUGAUUCAUACCUUGUAUAAACGGAGUUCAGUUAGAAGCUUCGGUAUGAAAGACCCCGAUUCCUAGAAAAAAAACUAUGGAAACGGAAGGUUGAACAGAAUUUCCGGUAAAGCUGAUUAACGGAUGGCUUGAGCAAUAAAAAAGGGUCCUGACACGAUAGGAAAAAAGGCAGUGCCUGGCUGGUGGAGGGCGCAGAAAGGCCACACGCCCCUUAGCGUCCCAAGUUAGCCGUGACUCGGCUAUAUCAUUCCCAUCGGCUGCAUUUUGGGAAGUUCUCAGGCGACGGACGUCCCGAUCGACUCGCUAGUGGGAGUGCAGCAGUGUACGGCGGAUGACGUGCGACUUCUCAACUGGCAAGUCGACUUGUUCAACAGCCAACUCGUGCUCAAGGGCUGCGAGAGAGACGGCUUCCUGCUGGUCUCUGCCGCCAAAGCACAGCUCCUCCAGAAUGUCCGUCCCGACCCAGUCCCUCUUUAAUUUCCGCCCUGUUUCUAGGUUCAUCGAAGCGUUUGGCGUAGCGGACUGCUCUUGAGCAAGAAGUCGUGGAGCGCUUUGCUCUCAGGAAUGCAGGUAUAAACUUCUUCUCUUCCAAAUUUUGAGAUACAUUUUAGUACUUUGCUCCCAUCUCGGUCACUGGAGAGAAUAAGCAGAAAUUUCGAUGGUUGCCACGAGAGGUUUAUUUCGAUCCAAACAGAAUUAGGGAUCUUUUUUUCUCCUGUAGGUGAUAGAAGAGAGGGUGCAAGACACUGGUUUCGCCGACGAUUUCGUUCAAAAGUUCUCCGCUUCUGGGGAAGCCGUCGGCGGCGUCGUUCAACCUGGUGAACCACUCUCCUCGGAUAAUUUUCCAUUGUUUCAUUUCAGAAACAUCGAAUGGAGAAAAGUCGCAACUGCAACGUAUCGUGUCGCGUUGCAGCUGCCAAAUAUACUUUUGCUACUUUUCCGAUGAACUGAAAACCGAAACCAGCGAAGAUAUAGCUGUUCCGAAGGUCUCCUCUCGAAAAGUUUGAGGGAAAAGCCGUGAGUUUUAGGUUGAAGAGAGCAAAAGAGUGAUGGCUGCUGAUGAAAUCGGAGUCGAUUGCCUCACGUUGAAGCACAACAUGCUGGAAGCAACUAGCAAUUCAGAACAGGUAAUGGAAGGGCUGCUUUAAAAGUGCACCCGACCACUAACCGACUUGCGCGCGACCCUUUGUUAAAGUCUAGGGGAUUAGUAGAAAUUAUUAAUCGUCGCCAUAAAAAGUUGCACUAAUAAAAGAAAAAAUGAUGUGCUUAGAGCUUUGGUAACAACAGAAAAUAUUUAAAAUUGAAAAAAGCGAAAAUUCGAGCGUGUUGUCCAAAGAGCAACUUUACUGCAGAGCGCCCUUUUGCGGGAAAUCAAAUUUUUUCCUCUCCGACUUUGAAUUCUUUCUUGCCAAGGAAGUUCUGUACGUCUCCAAAUAAAUCAUUCGAUUAUCAAUGAAAGGCUCUAAAAAGUACUUCUUUCAACUGAAACAACUUUUUUGAACUUUUUUUUCAGUAUGAAAUGGUCGUCGACAUUGUCAACAAUCUCGUUCUCUUUGUCGACCCAAAUAAAAAGGUUUUUUUCCCCAAAAAAUCACCAUCCUUUCUUCGAUUUCUUCCAGGAACUAGCCGAAAAACGACGAAGGCUUCGUUUCGAGUCGCAGAUUAUGGACAUGGGGGAACUUCGACAGAAAAUUAUGCGAUUUCAGGUUAUAAAAGCUGUCCAGAGAUCCCAUUUUAAUACAAUUUUUACAGUCGGACUUGCGAGAAAUCGUCUCGGUUGUGAGGUACUUGGAACGCCAGAUAUUUUACCUUCAUCAGGAGCAGGAACCGCAAAACGUUGGUUUUUGGGCAAUUGAAGAUAUAUAGGAGCUCCAGAGUGGUCCCUAUAGGGGCAACCUUAGGGCCCUUGGUGGGUAUUUCUAGGGACCACUUUACCAAUCUUCAUAGGGCCACUGAAGCUGGCAAAAGUGGUCCCUAUAGGGGAAUGCUAGUGAAGAAGCAUUUCUAUGGGAAAAACUGGAUAAAUAAGCGGAUUUUGAAUGAAAUUGAAGGACCCCUGUAGGUUCCACUUGAGCUUUAGGGGCUAAUGGGUCAGAUCCUAAACCCCUAUAGGGACCACCUUGGUUUUACCCCUAAAGGAACCACUUUAGCUUUAGGGGCUAAGGGGUCAGACCCUAAGCAUCUAUAGGGCCCACCUUAAUUUCAUCCCUAAAGAGACCACUUUUUCGGCCCCUAUAAGGGUUUUUCUCCUCCCUAACCGCUAUAGGGACCACUCUGGAACUUCUAAGAUAAUACGUUUAAACUUUGAAAAUCGGGCACCUUUUGUAGGACGACAGUUCUCUGAGUGAAGAUAGGAGAAAAAGUAUUGAAACUGAAAUGGAGGAGAAAAAACAAUUGAUGCUCGUGGUGUCGGAUCAGCUGGCCACCUACAUUAGGUUCGUUCUAACUUGAAAUCGUAGUCGAAAAAGGCUUUUUUCAGUUGUUUCAAACAGCGACAGGUGAAUGCGUCCAAGGCUGAGGUGCAGGAAAUGGAAACGGACGCCUCCGCGCCGCUCGUUCGUCGCUUCGAGGUGAUCCUGCUAGAUUCAAAUUCCGUGUCUCGAUUUGUGUGAAAUACGAAGAAAUUUAUAGGAUUUUUUUUAACAAACCAAGAGGAAAGUUUGAGUAUCUAAUAUUUACCGAUGUUUUGUAUCAUGGACUUGAAAGGCGAGGUUAGCAGGAGUGAAGCGUUGCGUGUGCGAUGCGGCUUUUGGCGGGGACCUUGAGGUCAUAGGUAAUCAUCUCUCAUGCUUAUUCACGGCUAGCUUGAGAAGCAAAAAGGUGUGGCCUAUCUGCACUCUCCACUAACCAGGCACUAUCUCGUGCAUUAUCCUGUCAGGACCCUUUUUGAUGGCUCAAGCCAGCCGUGAAUCAGCUAUAGCUCAGCCGUGCUAAAACGGGGUCUCAGCUGGUGUUUGACCUCGGGAUCCCCGCCAAGAGCCGCCUCGCACACGCAACGCUUCAACCUUGCCUAUCAACCUAUCUUGCCUUUCGAGUCAGGAAAGAUUAACUAAAAAUUUUCAAAUAGUUGUAAAUGAUUGGAUUUCAAACGAUUUUGUUCCGAAUGAGCUCCUCUAACUGAAAGUUCAAGGUGUGCUUCGAAGACUGCAUCUGGAAGUUGACUGAAAAUGACGGUCAGAUCGCCCUGGCUCAAACGCAAAUUCGCAACUUCCUGUACACUCGGACGAUUCGCAUGGAGAAUUCAGGAGAGCACCUGUUCGAGAUCGGCUCCAUCCGCGUCACCAACUUGUUGCCUGAGGCUACCUACCCUCACACCUUACAUCGGUUCGUUUUUGCUUCCCGGUGACCUUGAAGUUGUAAGGCUUGGAAGAAAUAUUUUUGAAUUUCGUAUUGAAAGAAUAUUUAGAAUAGUAUGUUUAAGUUAAUCUUUAGAAAAGAAAGGUAGAGUUCAUAUGGUUAUCAGAUCUCUCUUUGAUACAAAACAGUUUUUUUUUUGGCAAGUUCAGAGGAACCAUACUUAGAAACUCCAGAGUGGUCUUUAAAGGGGCAACUUUAGAAGCCGUUGGAGGGUCCCCUCUAGGUAGUGGUCCCUCCUCUAGCGCAUUUAACAACCCCUAUAGGGGUCACUAAAGCUUGCAAAAGUAGUCCCUCUAGGGGUUUUUUGGGGAGAUGAUAAUCGAUGAUUUUUAUGUACUCUUUGCAAAAAGGAUUUCCAUGGCAAAAGCUGAAUAAAUAAGCGUUUUUUAAAUGAGAACGAAAGAUCCCUAUAGGGACCUCUUUUUCGGCCCCCAUAGGGGCUUUUUUCUCCCGAACCUAUAGGGGUCAAACUUCCUGAGUAGCAAGACUUCAUAACUCUCAAAGCAAGAAACAUGUUUCAAUGAUUUUAUAUAUGACGAUGCACCUUUUAGUCCUAGUAAAGGAUUCUUACUGUGUGACUAAACCGAAUGAAAGUGUUCCAUGGUAGCUGAUCAAAUCUGAGAUGCACAAAACCUUCACUCUUCGCAAUUAAGCGACGACUCGAAACAUUUGGGACAACCGGCAAUCCGUCUUUUCGUGCGCGACAUGCCCCCGGUCGGCGGCAUCUGCGUCAAAGAACACUUCGAGCUGAACAUCUCGCCGAUGGUGGUCGGCAUCACCCAUCGGCUCUUCGACAAGAUGAUGCAGUUUUUCUUCCCGGGCCGCAACAUUCACAACCAGGAGAACUUGGAUUCCAACGAAGGAGAGGCUUCGAAAUUCUCAUUCACUCGUCGGAUCGCCAACACCUGGAGCAUGCGAAGCAACAAGAGUCAGAACGAGAAGAAAGUUUCCUACCUGGGAAAGGUAUGGUUUUUGGGAAACGCGAAACCGGGUCAUUCCAGACUGGAGACGUCAAGGAUGACAUCGACCGGAUGCGUGAACGUGCCGACCAGAUCAAUCACUUUUUGUACAUAAAAAUCCCGGAAGUUUCUUUCGUCGUUUCUUAUAAGGUUAGUCAAUCAGUGGGCGUGAUAAUUACUUCCAUUAGGAAACAUUUCCCCCAGUUGAACUUUUUGAUGAAAGCUUCAAAGACCGCGAAAUUGACAAAAACGCUUUUUCAAGGUUUUGAAGCGCCUUGGGUCGGGAACUUCUCAUAGGUAUCAUUUCGAAGCUUUUAUGCGUUGAAAAAUUCAAAUUCUUAUUUUAAUUUCAAAGCAAAAAAAAGUAAAACGAGAUGUAUGCGUUUUUCCAAAUUUCUUUCAUCCUGGGAAACCAUCCUCUGUAGGGAAACAAGGAGAAAAACUUGACCGACGUCGACCGCUUCAACUUUCUGUUCCCCCUGUGCGAGUUCCACGAGAAGAACUGGACGUGGCUCGACCUGGCGCUGGCCGUCAAGCAGCGGUGCAAAAGAGUCCUACUCCAACAGGUGCGAAGCUUCAUCCUAUUCAAAUUCCUCCUUAUUUGCAGUUUAUGCGUCAAAAACUUUUGCGUAAUCGGCUUACGGGCGGACCAGAAUCGCCAUUACCUCAGGGCUUCACUGAAGAAGAGAAGAAACGAAUCGCCGUCGGCAUGGUUCGUUUCCAAUUAAUAGAACAUUUCCAUUCGAUGUUUUUUCUCUAAAACCUCGUUUCCAAAAGGCUUCCCGAUAAUAUAAACAUUUUCGUCUAUUCCCAUCUGGUAUUUUCAGACGAGCGCCGUGGAGAAGAAGCGAAAGAAAUGA
Molecule: messenger RNA, 14926 nt
Organism: Caenorhabditis auriculariae
Lineage: Eukaryota; Metazoa; Nematoda; Chromadorea; Rhabditida; Rhabditidae
Source: the annotation of a GenBank genome assembly